Colossoma macropomum (tambaqui) is the source of this 2494-nucleotide messenger RNA. RefSeq names its product zinc finger protein 622 (gene znf622). Gene Ontology annotation, cellular component: preribosome, large subunit precursor. Gene Ontology annotation, biological process: ribosomal large subunit biogenesis. The transcript has 7 exons. The record is from RefSeq and is a predicted model, not a curated record. Gene Ontology annotation, molecular function: zinc ion binding; nucleic acid binding. Lineage: Eukaryota; Metazoa; Chordata; Actinopteri; Characiformes; Serrasalmidae. Bases 115 to 1491 code for a protein of 458 amino acids.
UCGGUCUUAGUUUUGUGUUGUUUUACAUCGGGUUCAGCGGGUCUGCGGUCCUCGUGUGAUCAGCUGGAGAGGAGAAGAACAUCUUUACAGGGAGAGGAGAGCCGAUAAUCAGUCAUGUCCUCCUACACCUGCAUCAGCUGCCGUGUGCAGUUCACGGACGGCGAGGUGCAGCGGGCGCACUACAAGACGGACUGGCACCGCUACAACCUGAAGCGCAAAGUGGCCGACAUGCCUCCGGUCACGGCCGAGAACUUCCAGGAGCGCGUCCUGGCUCAGCGAGCGGCGGCCGAGCAGCAGCAGAACCAGACCGGCCACGGCCUCAGCGCCUGCUCCACCUGCAACAAGAAGUUCUCCAGCGCCAACGCCUACAACAACCACCUGCAGUCACACAAACACCUGCAGGCCGAGAAGAAGGCCCUGGCCGCCGCUCAGGAGACGGUCCAGCGGAUGAACGAGAAGAACCUGGAGAAGGGGACGGAGCUCGACAAGGACGCUCAGAACGAGGCUCUUCAGAAAGCGCUGAGGGAGCAGCAGAGACACACCCCCUCCAAAGCCACGCCCACAGAGGGACACGACAGGCAGCGGCCGGACAAAGCGCCCCGGCUGCAGUGGUACGAGCAGCAGGCCAAGAAGAUCGCGGCAGAGGAGGGAGAGGAGGAGGACGAAGAGUGGGAGGAUGUUGACAAUGACGAUGACGAUGAUGAUGACUAUGAUGAGAUGGAGGAUGACGACGAAGACGAGCAGAUGGAGGAGGAGGACGGUCCGGCUGCGUCGGCGUCCUCUCCCGGGGCCGUUCCUGUAACGGACUGUCUGUUCUGCUCUCACCACUCCCGCUCGCUGAGCAAGAACAUGACCCACAUGACCAAAACUCACAGCUUCUUCGUCCCUGACAUAGAGUACCUGGUGGACCUGAGGGGCCUCAUCAGAUAUCUGGGAGAGAAGGUCGGUUUUGGGAAAGUGUGUUUAUGGUGUAAUGAAAAAGGCAAAUCGUUCUACUCCACCGAGGCGGUGCAGGCGCACAUGAACGACAAGAGCCACUGCAAACUCUACACCGACGGAGAUGCAGCGCUGGAGUUCGCCGAUUUCUACGACUUCAGGAGCAGCUACCCGGAUGCUAAAGAGGGAGACGACGUUGAGAUGAAGGACGGAGAGCUGCCUGAAGGGAAGACGGUGGAGUUUGAUGAUGAAACACUAGAGCUCACGCUGCCGUCAGGGGCUAAGAUUGGCCAUCGUUCAUUGAUGCGCUACUAUAAGCAGCGUUUCGGGACGCAGAGGGCAGUGGUUGUGGCCCACAACCAGCGGGCAGUGGGACGAGUCCUGAAACAGUACCGGGCCCUGGGCUGGGGAGGAGAGUCUGGUAAAGGCUUUGUGAGCCAGCAGCAGAAGGACAUGCAGUACGUGCAGAGGAUGAAGUCCAAGUGGAUGUUGAAGAUGAGCGUGAACAACAACGUCACCAAGCAGGCUCACUUCAGAGCCCAAGUCAUGUUCUAAACACCUCCCUAAAGAACCCCACCGGAGUGAAACCGGUAUAACCCACAGCGUUUGGGCUCAUCUGCUCCAGUUCUGUUGAAGGACCUUCUGAAGUUCUACAUCGGGGCAAACUCUGAUGACACUGCGAGGUGGAAAUGCUGCUGCUGAAGAUAUAAUGAGGACUUUGGGAUUGAAAUGGCUUUGAUAAAUGGAGAAUGAACCAUUGAUAAUGUAAAUCCUUGCCCUUUACUUUAUGAUGUUCAUAAAGUACAGCAUUUAUAAAGUUACAGAACAGCUUGUUGUCCAGCUGUUCCCAGACUAGAUUGUAUGAACAGUAAACUGAUUCUGAUUAAAAGCUGGAUCGAGGAUUUUUCUGCAUUUCUGCAUAUUUAAAUGUUUAAGAUGUAAACAGAGUCGUCCAGAGUGGUUUGGUGUGAAAUGCUCCAUUCUAGAGAAACUUAGAGUCAGAACCGUUCACAGUGGUGGUGAUAGGAACCAGACGUCUGAAGAGUUUAAUGCCUAAAAGCUCCCUCACAGGAGGUUAUUACAUGAAAUGAUUACAUAUAAGUGCUGCCUGAUGUCUGAGAUUUUGUUUACAGUAGUUUUGAGAGGAUUUUGGCCUAAAACACAUUUUUGAAAGCCACACAUGAUGGAGGAAUACGGCUUCUAUUUGUAUUUUUGCGGAUUAAAUGCUAUUUCACCACCAUAAUGAUCACAUAUGAAACCUCAGAAUACGCCUGUAGGUUCGCUGGUGGGUUCGGAGCGUAAAUAAAAUGUAUAUUUGUGUUGUAGACAUGGUGACCCCUGGUUCCAUUCACCACCAUUGUAAGGAAAUUAGAGUCUCUACAAUGAGGCGUUUCACAUCAAACCACUCUAAAUUCCCCUUUAACACAGUUGACUGAUUGAAACCCAGCUUGAUUUGGGAGUUUUCAGACGUACCACUUUUCUAAUGAAGUUAUAAGAGCUUUAGUGAUUAAAGCACUAGCUUUCAUCUUUAUCUAAUAAAACAGAAUUGUGAUCAGAU